This is a messenger RNA of Kickxella alabastrina, 342 nucleotides long. RefSeq lists its product as uncharacterized. The transcript has 2 exons. NCBI's taxonomy places the organism in Eukaryota, Fungi, Kickxellomycota, Kickxellomycetes, Kickxellales, Kickxellaceae. The record is from RefSeq and is a predicted model, not a curated record. Bases 1 to 342 code for a protein of 113 amino acids.
AUGGAAAACUACCUGCAAACCUUCAGGGCCGACAGAACGUGGGUUGAGAAUAGCGAAAAAGUGCCAUCAGGCAGACGGAAAUGGAAUCGCGACAUGGCUGCGGCGUUGAACUUUCGCAUCAUCCUUAAUGCCCUGCUUACAGGCGAGCGGCCUCCCCGUUUCUUGCGCAAAAAUGCAUCGUCAGAGUCGGCUGAAGCCGAGCCUACAGCGACACCUGAGAGUUUGCUCAAUCCAAAGCCCAAACCCAAGCGUGUGCGCAAGAAUCCAUCUGCCCCUGUCCGCAAGAGUGGUGCUGACCUUCGCUGGCUGUGGUAUGACUACGGCGGCGACAAGCAGCGGUAG